Molecule: messenger RNA, 1416 nt
Organism: Entamoeba invadens IP1
Lineage: Eukaryota; Evosea; Mastigamoebida; Endamoebidae
Exons: 1
Coding region: 1-1416 (471 amino acids)
Source: RefSeq, a predicted model, not a curated record
AUGGUGCUACUUAAAAAAGGGAAUAAAUGUUUUGAACAAAAGAAAAAUGAAAUAGAAAAGGAAGGUACACUUACUGAAGUUCAAGAAGCGAAGGAGAAAGCCAUAAAAACACACAAGAAAGUCUGUAAUGAUAGAGCUAUUCAAGUCAUUUCAAAUUCAUCUUGGCGGUAUAACACAAUAAAAAGUGCCAUAACAAACAAUGACUGGCAAAAUUAUGAAAGUAACUUAAACUUUGUUCGUAUGAAUUUGGAUCAGCCUUUAGUUAAAGAGACCAACGUGACGAUUCUUUCAUUGAAAGAUGAAAUUUUAAGAAUCAAUCCCAAUCUAGCCGAGUUUGUGAAUUUUUAUUACACAACAAAUCACGAUGAAACGAUUGAGAAACUAAAGAAAGAAUCUGAUUUUGUUAAAGAAAACACCGAACUUGAACGAAAAAUUGGGUUUUUGAUUAGAGCAAAUACCUAUUAUGAAAGUCUUGAUGAAGAUCUUCAAAACAUAAAAACCUUUAUUGAAACACACCAAGAACAAUACACUAAAAAGGGUAUUAAUUUUGAAGAAAACAUUAAAACGUGUGAGUCGAAUAUUAACACUAUAUUGGCUAUGAAAGUGUUCAGUUCAGUGUUUUAUGGUGUGAGAGGAAAAAUAGACACACUCAGACGUAAUUUGGACAACAAAGAGAGUAACCUUGAAAACGAUUUGAAGUCAAUUGAAGACGAUUUAAAUCGCGUUGUUGUAAGUUCACAUCCAAAUUCUAGUUUGUUAAUAAUGAGAAGUGAAAUAGAAGAAACAGAACCACAGUUUAAAAGAUAUUAUCAAAUGUAUGAAGAAAUUAAAAAAGAAAUGCAAGAAAAUAAAAUGGUGGAAGUUUCUAUGAAACAACAACCAAAUGUGGGUACUCCACAAGUCAAUUACAGUCAACCACAAAAAGUUGUGCAAAUGCCCACGGUUAUACCACAAAAGCCAUUUGUUCAACAAAGUAAGCCAGUCAUUCAAAAUACUCAACACACAGUACAAGCAACUCAAACAAAUGUUCAAUCAAUUAAUAAACAAAGUGAUUUAUCAAAGCAAAGUGCUCAACAAAGAGUAAUACAAACAACACAAACAACUGAAAUAAAAUCAGAAGAUGUGAAUAAAGUUACUCAGUUGAGAACUCAAAUUAAAAAGUUGGUCGAACAGAUCACCACAAAUAUUGAUAAAAUCAAAUCACAAAACAAAUGCUCAAAUGUUACUCAACAAGAGUAUCAAGACAUUCCUCAGCUCCUUCUAAAAGUCUCACUAAAACUAGACGAAGUGAACAAAAUAGAAAAAACAACUGCAGACCAAAACGUCAAAGUAAUUUGUAGUUCAAUUAAGACCGAAGAUUUGAAAAGCAUUCAAAGUGAUUUAGACGAAGUCCGUAGUGGAAAAUUGAACGACUAA